This is a messenger RNA of Ochotona princeps (American pika), 872 nucleotides long. RefSeq names its product riboflavin kinase (gene RFK). Bases 86 to 553 code for a protein of 155 amino acids. The transcript has 4 exons. The record is from RefSeq and is a predicted model, not a curated record. Gene Ontology annotation, biological process: riboflavin biosynthetic process; FMN biosynthetic process. Gene Ontology annotation, cellular component: mitochondrion. Gene Ontology annotation, molecular function: riboflavin kinase activity. NCBI's taxonomy places the organism in Eukaryota, Metazoa, Chordata, Mammalia, Lagomorpha, Ochotonidae.
GGCUCCCAGCUCCGCUUCCACGGCGGCCCCGGCGGACGCGCCGAGCGGCCCUGCGCCGCUGCCCGAGCCCGGAGCGGACGGCGGCAUGAGGCACCUGCCGUACUUCUGCCGCGGACAGGUGGUGCGGGGCUUCGGCCGCGGCUCCAAGCAGCUGGGCAUCCCCACAGCCAACUUCCCUGAGCACGUGGUGGACAGCCUUCCGGCCGACCUCUCCACCGGCAUCUAUUACGGCUGGGCCAGCGUCGGGAGCGGAGACGUCCAUAAGAUGGUGGUGAGCAUCGGAUGGAACCCGUACUACAAGAAUGUCAAGAAGUCCAUGGAGACCCACAUCAUGCAUACCUUCAAAGAGGACUUUUACGGGGAAAUCGUCAACGUGGCUAUUGUUGGCUACCUUAGACCAGAAAAAAACUUUGACUCUUUAGAGGCACUUAUUUCAGCAAUUCAAGGUGAUAUUGAGGAAGCUAAGAAACAACUUGAUUUACCAGAACAUUUGAAACUCAAAGACGAUAAUUUCUUCCAGGAUCCUAAAAACAAAAUAAUGAAUGGCCACUGAGAACAAAAUCACUGUAUUUCUUCAUUCGCUGUCUUCUAGCAUGUCACUGUUAGCAACUGCGCAGUGUCCUCUAGGUUAUAUUGCAGGAAUCAAACAUUUUCCUAAAGCUGUGCGUUCAGCAGUACACUGUUUAAAUUAGACCCAUCAUGCUUAGCGCUGGAAAGAUUCACUUAAAAAUCAAGGUUCUUUUUUUUAUGUAAUACUUUGAUUAAAAUGUAGCACCAGAAAGAUACGAAGUGUCUUACGGUGGGAAUGGAAUGUGGGUGGCUCUGGGUAAAAAGCGUGUCACCAGUGUAAGAUGAUCACUGCUUCGUGCGGG